AUGGACACCGACGAGCGACGGAAGCUGUUUCUCAAACGCAAGAUAGACUUGUUACAACAUGACAGCGAUCUCUUCAGCAAGGUCCUCAAGACUCUUCGGGACGGUAAAAGAGAGAGGAUUUCUGGCCUACUUGCCCUCGUGCGCAGUGAUGCCUCCCUUAGCGAAAUUAGGAUCCUUGUCGCUGAAAGGCUCACCGAAACAUCUCUAUCCGAGGAUUGCUCAGUAGUUGAGAAAUUGCACUCCCAGGCAGAAGAAAAAGAGAUGACAACGGCCAAGAGUCGCCACAAAGCAUUAGAUAUUGAAUGGCUGUCAGACAUACCGGUUCUUCAAGUACCGACACACCCAUGGACGAACAUCACCCACGACGAAGAUUUCGUUUUGCGAGCCAGUGCCAGUUUCAUGGGAAAGGAUGAACUGAGUUGGACAUACUUAUUACGAGCUACAGAUGGUGCCUAUCAAUUAACAGUUGCUGAUGCCGUCUCAAUUAAUUUUGAUACGGAUAAGGCACGGGUGUUGGAUACUAUAACCUGGGGUUUAUUUAAUAGCACGAUGUAA
Molecule: messenger RNA, 555 nt
Organism: Penicillium waksmanii
Lineage: Eukaryota; Fungi; Ascomycota; Eurotiomycetes; Eurotiales; Aspergillaceae
Exons: 3
Coding region: 1-555 (184 amino acids)
Source: RefSeq, a predicted model, not a curated record